CGGCAUACUAGCGUAAGGUUUCAUUUCUACUUCAUUGGUUUCUUCAUAUUCGGUUACCUUGUUAUAUUCUAUUUCAUUUUUCUCAUUGUUAAAAUACAAUAAAAUAUGUCCCUUCAUUAACAAUAUAUUUUAUUGAAGGUGCAUAUUAUUUUUAAAAAAUGUCUAAUGAACGAACAAGACUUCUACAACCCAGUCAAAAUCAGUACAUUUUGCAAUCUAAUGUAAUUAAAGAAAGAACGCGUAGAGUCGAACAAUUUCAGUGUUGUAUAUGUACUAGCUUCAUCAUAAUAAUUAUUACAGCUUUAGUAGUAGCUGUUUCUUAUAUCAAUUUAUCUCCAGAGGAGUCAAAUGAAACCCUUUCAAACGAUAAUUCAAAUAUAUCUACUAAUAAUUCUAUACCUUCAGAUCUUUUCUUAAAACUAUUUGAAGUGUUACCCUGGCCAAUUGAGGAUAACUCAGAGCCAGCAAAAUUUAUACUACACAGUGAUUUAAAUGAAUCUAUAUCAGAAGGUCAGAAAUAUUUACAAGAAAAGGACGCUUCUGAAGAAUAUAAUUCUCCUCUGAAGUUGAACAGUCCCAGUUUUAAACAUCAAAAAGUAAUGGCAACUAAUGAGAAAGCUAGAAAUUUUUCUCGCAAAGCUUAUGAAUUUGAAGGUGCCACAAGAUAUUUUUACAACACACAUUACAAUCCUAGUUCCAUUAAUAAAAUUUGUUUCACUAAUAUAACUGAUCCGAUGUUGUUGGAUUUAUGUUUCGUUACAAUCAGCUGCAAUAUUUUUCAUAAGUAUCGUUCUUAUAAUGGUUCGUGCAAUAAUUUAAACCAUCCUACGACAUUUGGAGUGGCUUACAGACCUUUUCGAAGAUCCUUACCUCCUGAUUAUGCCGACGGUAUCAGUAAACCACGUAGAUCUAAGACUGGGGAAAGCCUACCUUCUGCGCGAACUGUCAGUUUAGAAGUCCACAGGCCUUAUUACAGAGACGAUUCCAAAUUUUCUGUAAUGUUAGCAGUGUGGGGCCAGUUUUUAGAUCACGACAUAACUGCCACAGCUUUGAACCAGAAGAAAAACGGUGAAAGUAUUUCCUGUUGUCAAAAUAAUACUUUGCCUUCUGAGUGUUUUCCUGUUGUUCUACCUAAAGAUGACCCUUAUUCCAAACAUAAUGUCUCUUGUAUGGAGUUUGUAAGGUCUGCCCCAGCACCCACGUGUUGUUUAGGUGCAAGGGAGCAAAUGAAUCAAGCCACAGCUUUUAUUGAUGGUUCGGUAGUUUACGGUAUUGAUGAUAGCGCUGUAUAUUCCUUAAGGUCUAUGAAAAACGGACUUUUAAAAAUGUAUAUUACCAAGGAAAAUAGGAGCUUACUUCCUGUGUCUGAAGACAUGAAUGACGGAUGUAAUAGGGAGGAAGAAAAACUUAAAGGAAGAUAUUGCUUUUUGUCGGGAGAUUCUAGAGCAAAUGAAAAUUUGCACUUAACUAGUAUGCAUCUGAUAUGGGCGAGACAACAUAACAAUUUGGCUAGUCAAUUACUUAUUAUAAAUCCUCAUUGGAGCGACGAGGUGAUUUUUCAAGAAUCUAGACGCAUCUUGGGAGCGCAGAUGCAGCAUAUAACUUAUAAUGAAUUUUUACCUAUCCUUUUAGGAGAAAAUGUUAUGUAUAAAUACCAGUUAUCCCCUGAAAAAUACGGAUACUCUUAUAAGUAUAAUCCUACGAUGGAUCCAACUAUAGCAAAUGUUUUUUCCACAUCCGCUUUCCGUUUUGCUCAUUCCUUAAUACCGACUUUAGUAAAACUAUUAGAAAAUAAAACGUCAACUCCCGAAUAUGUUCGAAUGCAUAAAAUGCUUUUUGAUCCCUUCAAAUUGUACGAAGAUGGUGAGCUAAACAAAGCACUGAAAGGGGCGAUGUAUACUAAUAUUGAAGCAUCUGAUCCUUAUUUUUCUAACGAAGUCAAGUCUCACUUAUUUGAAGAAGCUAGAAGUAAUACAAGCCAUGUAUGUGGAUUAGAUUUGGUUUCUCUGAAUAUACAAAGGGGUAGAGAUCAUGCGUUGCCUGGGUAUAUUUUUUGGAGAGAGCACUGCGGCUUAAUGAAAACCAGAAGUUUUGAUGACUUGCAAGGUGUUAUGGAAUCAUCGGCUUUACAGAGUAUUAGAGCUAUUUACAAAAAUGUUGAAGAUAUCGACGUAUAUACUGGGGCUUUGAGCGAAAAACCUAUUAGAGGAACUAUUUUAGGCCCAACUUUUACUUGUUUAAUACUGGAUCAAUUUAUAAGACUUAAAUUUGGGGAUAGAUAUUGGUAUGAAAAUGCUAAAAUGCCGCAAGGAUUUUCCAUAAACCAGUUAAACGAAAUUCGAAAGACUACUUUAGCUGGAAUAAUCUGCGAUAAUGCAGAUAAUUUAACGACAAUUCUCCCUUUUGUCAUGAAAAAAACAACGAAAAAUAAUAUGGAAAUAGCUUGUAAUAGAGUACCAAAACCAAAUUUACUUCUGUGGAAAGAACAAUUUACACAAAUAAAUAUGUAUAAACAGCCUAUUUCUAAUUAUGUAAAGAACUAAGCUUGUAUUUGUUAAUAUUAUAUACAGGACACACUUUAAUAAAUAGCUGUUAUUGAAAA
Sitophilus oryzae (rice weevil) is the source of this 2602-nucleotide messenger RNA. Its product is annotated as peroxidase-like. The transcript is spliced from 8 exons. Gene Ontology annotation, molecular function: peroxidase activity; heme binding. Lineage: Eukaryota; Metazoa; Arthropoda; Insecta; Coleoptera; Curculionidae. The record is from RefSeq and is a predicted model, not a curated record. The coding region runs from base 159 to 2543 and encodes 794 amino acids. Gene Ontology annotation, biological process: response to oxidative stress.